AUGGAAGGAGCUCUUGCUGAUAAAACAGAAGAAAGUCUCGUUCGUCUAGUCGCGCCAAUCCUGUCUGCCAUUGACAUGGUCACCACUACUGGUGACGUUCAGACCCUGGAGUCGGAGUCUGGAGGCUCGACUCUUGGAGGUGCAGUGGGAGAGGCGUCGGCAGAAGACGUCGAGGAGACCGUCUUCUCGCACGGUGAUGGAGUGCCGAACGGCGACGCCAUCCUGUCCGCCAUCUUCGGAGCUUCGGACGUCUCCUUAUCGGCGGCAGAAUCAGCAAAGGCCGCGGAAAAAGCGUCUCAGGCUCUUCCACCUCUUUGGAGGCGCAUCGCUGCAGAUUUCGGGUGCUUCGGCCACCGGGUCUAA
This is a messenger RNA of Macrosiphum euphorbiae (potato aphid), 363 nucleotides long. NCBI's taxonomy places the organism in Eukaryota, Metazoa, Arthropoda, Insecta, Hemiptera, Aphididae. The record is from the annotation of a GenBank genome assembly.